This is a messenger RNA of Theobroma umbraticum, 1769 nucleotides long. RefSeq names its product APO RNA-binding protein (DUF794) (gene APO4). NCBI's taxonomy places the organism in Eukaryota, Viridiplantae, Streptophyta, Magnoliopsida, Malvales, Malvaceae. The record is from RefSeq and is a predicted model, not a curated record. Gene Ontology annotation, molecular function: RNA binding.
UUGAAUUUCACUAUUAUAAUUCGGAACUAAAGUUACUUCCUUUCCUUUCCAACAAGUAGAAUAGUUCUUUAUUUAACUUUAUCUUAUUGUUGAUAAAUUGAGAUUUAUUUGUCUUUAAAUGUCAUGGUUUGGAGUUUUGUCAAAAACAUUUGUUUUUGAUAAAAAUAUGUGAGAAAAUUUAAUGUUUUGCGCUGAUUUCUUAUGCUUUGGUUUAUGUGUUAUAUAUAUUAGAUUUGAUGUGGGUUGCUCGCUCAAUUUGAAUGAAUUGCUGCUUGUUGAAUAAGUUGAAUUGGUAUUUUGGUUGACAUUGAAUUGCUACUGUAUAUAUUUAUUUAGUUCUUUCGUUCUUUUAUUCUUUUCGUCAGCGUGGACUCAUGGUUGGUCAUGGUCCUUCUGGAAACUUGAAUUUUAAGGGGUUACUCUGCCGGAUUCUCUAACUAAUUCACUUUGCUUUAUGUUGGUUUAUUUUAUUUCAGUUUGGAAGUUCCAAUUUGUGUUUCAACUUUAUCUGAUUGUGUCGGACAGGAUCUAUGUCAAUGGCAUUAAGGGGUUACUGGAGAUCAUACAGCUCAAAGGUGGACUUGAAGAAGCUGAGGCCGAUGAUACUCAAGAGAAUAGAGAAUCGAGCUAAGGACUAUCCAGUGCCUGGAAUGAUUCCAGUGGCCCAAGAGGUCCUCAUGGCCAGAGCACUCCUCUUCCAAGGAGUCUCCAUCCUUCUCAAAUUGUUCCCUGUCCUUGCCUGCAAGUUCUGUCCAGAAGUAUAUAUUGGUGAGAAAGGCCAUUUAAUCAAAACUUGCUGUGGAUACAAGCGCAUUGGAAAGAAUCGCGUUCAUGAAUGGGUCAACGGCGGUUUGAAUGAUAUUCUUGUCCCUGUAGAAGCAUUUCAUCUGCACAACAUGUUCCAAGGUGUUAUCAAACACCAGCAAAGAUUUGAUUUUGAGCGUGUUCCUGCCAUUGUGGAGAUAUGCUGGCAAGCAGGGGCUGAUCUAAAUGAUGAAAAUUUGAACUCUGGUCCAUUAGUUGCAGAUGAAUUUUUUGGUGGUGUCAGAGGGAUUGAGUCUUUGUCACAUGAUGAUUUGACUGUGAUAGCAAAUGGCACCUUGAGGGCAUGGGAGACACUUAGAUCUGGCAUUAAAAAGCUUCUAUUGGUCUAUCCGGCAAAGGUUUGUAAAUAUUGUUCUGAAGUUCAUGUGGGGCCAUCUGGCCAUAGGGCUCGUCUUUGUGGAGUGUUUAGAUAUGAAAGUUGGCGUGGAGCCCAUUUUUGGAAGAAGGCAGGGGUUGAUGACUUGGUCCCACCAAAGAUUAUGUGGCGGCGAAGGCCUCAAGAUCCAUUAGUGCUUUUGGAUGAAGGUCGGGACUACUAUGGGCAUGCACCAGCUGUGGUGGAUCUGUGCUCACGGGCGGGUGCUAUUGUUCCAACUAAGUAUUCAUGUAUGAUGAAAGUGAGCGGUUUACCUGCAGCGCUUUGAGUUUAACCUUCCAUCUUGCAAGCUAAACCUCAAGAGGAGUUGGUUUCAACAUACAUCAUUGGAGGCACCUUUAGGUCCAGAGCUCUUGUAGACCAUCUAAGUAGGCAAGAUUCUUGUCUCACAUGGUUAGAAUUUUUCAUCUAUGUCUUCAUUUGGUCCUUUAUAUUUUCUUGCAUUAACAAAAUUUUGUCGAUGAUCACAAUGAGUCAAACAUAAAUACGUUAAUAUAAACAUGAAAUCAAUCGUAUGUGUAUCUGUAUGUAUUAAUAAUUGAUAUACCAUUCUGGGUUCCUUUUGCCA